Molecule: messenger RNA, 777 nt
Organism: Physella acuta
Lineage: Eukaryota; Metazoa; Mollusca; Gastropoda; Physidae
Source: RefSeq, a predicted model, not a curated record
AGCCCACGGGAGUGAACAUUUUAUAGGGAAGCUUUUUAUACUUAUUGUAAAGUAAUAGAAAGCGUAGCAAGAAUUAAUACUAAAUUUAAAAACCAGGAAUGAGGAAACGGCUUAUAGUGCGAAGUUUAACAUGUUGAACAGUGAUAUAUUCAAAUUAGAGUGAGCUUUAAAAUAUAUUAAACAAACUUGUUCUAAUACCAAGUUAUAUUAAAUAUGUCUGAAAAAGUAAAAAAAAUGAACAUCUUUGUUUAUUUCUCAAUUUGCAUUAUAUUAAUUAUAGUGGCAAAAACAAAAGCUAAAGUGAUAAUUUUAAAACAACAACCAUGCUCCAUUGUCGAUAACAAUGCUAUUGUUACCAUAUUAUUCAGUACAAAUUUAGAAAAAACAACAGCACUGCACUUUUCAAAAUUUGAUAAUGCUACUGAUAGAAUUGCUAAAAUGUCCGAGGUUUGUCAAAUACGAAUCCACGAAGGAAAAUGCCGUUUCCAGUACAAUAUAAAUUGUAACUGUACACAAAACCCAAAACACGGUCUUCAAAUUACUUUGCAAGUAGACUCGAUAACAAAUUCUUCAUAUUUGAUGACAGCAAUUGAAGCCGAAGAAACAUAUUUGUAUGAAGAAGAAACCAAGUUAUGUGAUGAUCAAGUUGUAUUCAGUUUGCAGUCUGAUAUAUCCAAGAGAAUUGAGUACGCUAUAAUAGUUGCUGGAGUGAUGUUUACAGUAAUCGGCUUUGCAACGUGUUAUGCUUUAUUCAGAGGUAAAUAUAUUGAUUAUUAA